Molecule: messenger RNA, 4489 nt
Organism: Vespa velutina
Lineage: Eukaryota; Metazoa; Arthropoda; Insecta; Hymenoptera; Vespidae
Product: zinc finger protein 271-like
Exons: 7
Coding region: 1810-4293 (827 amino acids)
Biological process (GO): mRNA processing
Cellular component (GO): THO complex part of transcription export complex
Source: RefSeq, a predicted model, not a curated record
CCCAUGAUUGACGCAGUAUAAUAGUAUGUAAAGUAUAUUUAAUAUCAUUUAAGAAAUAAAUAAUUAUCUACUAGUUACAUAAAUAAUGUUACAGUGCUGUUUUGCAUGUAAUUAUAUAGAACAAAGAUCAAAAUAUAAUGUUACGAUAAGAUCAAUUAGAUUCUUUUGUUCACUACAACCGCUGUCGCUAACUAUAGUAUACCGUGAUAAUAUAGUAGUAGUGUGGGCUAUCACGUUCACUUGAUAACCUCUCUCUAUGUGCAAUUUUGGAUUGUUUUAUGAUUUAAGGCUGUUCGCGCUCGCUAUCUUUUGUUCGAAGCGUGUGUGACUUCAGCGACAAGUAUGGACAAAAUAUGAACUACGAAUACAAACGAGGAACGGCUUUUCCUUCGUCAUGCAUCUAUCGUAUCGGUGUAUAAGCUUGUAUCAUUUAUUUCCCUUUCACGCGUACAUAACAAUUGCGUUCGUGUUAAUUUAAUAGAAAGAAAUGAAAGUUUUCGUAUGUAUACUUUCUUUGAUGGUAGAGUGCGUCUCGCUGUGAUCCGUGCUAGAUACGACGUCAGUACGCAUUUGUCUCACGAUAAAGAAUAAUAAAUAUAAUUAACACGUAAAUUUGCGGAUUUAACGAAAUUAAUUUUUCUAUAUCAUAUCUAUUUACCUGUACAAGUAUUAUCGGCAAUGUAAAGUUUCAGUACUUUAUCGUUUAUUCAGAAUUAGAUUGAAAGAAUUUUGAAAAUACAUUGAAGAAAUAUGCAGGCAUUCGCUCGGUAGUACUUGCGUUGCUGCGUAAUACUAUUGUUUAAAUAUUAGUUUAUCGUAAUUCGUGUACAUUAGAGACUUUAGAAAUGAUUGAAAAAUUAUCGAAAGUAUUAAUUUAUAAGUUUUUACGUUUAUAAGGAGAUAGUUUCGACGUUCACGCGUCGGAAUACAAGAGAAAACUAUAUCUCGGACUAAUCGUCAAAGUUAAUGAAAAGAUCGUAUGUGUCGAUAUUAAAGAAGGCCAACAAAUCUCGUGACGAAAAUUUUGUAGUAUUGACAUUAUUUUAAGUUGCUAACAAUCUGAGUGACAUUGGACAAGAAAGUCUUUAUUUUUGCCAUAGAAUCAUCUGUCCAAAGAGUGACCGUAGCUUUUCCAUGCGAGCGUCAGCUAUUUACGUGCGCUUCAUCAAAAAUUAGUACUAGGGUUAUGAGCUUCUUCUCUUUUGCCGCAAAUUUCGAGGGAGCGCUGCACUAUACAACUUUUUCUACACGAAAAAUGUCAAAAACAAAAUUUAAACAUUUGAUCGAACGUUUUAUUCUUGACCAAUUUUUAUGGACAAAGUCUUAUUUUAAAGACGAAGAUUUUUGAACGAGAACAUGGCCUUUUGAAAUUGUUGGAAAAACUUCAUUUUCGUGCAUAAACCAUUCUUAGGAAGAAACGCAAUUUUUAUUGACCGAUUCACAUUUAUUGUAUGAUCUUCCUUUAUGUGGCAUAUAAUUUCUUCAUGCUGUUUUCCAGAUGUAUUAAUACUUUUACUACGUACAAAAAAAUUUCUGUCACGCGCUAACUCGAUCGUCGAAUUACCCGUGAGAGGGGAGUAUGAUCUAAAGUUAGCUUGUAAACCGAUUCAAUAGGCGAUUUAAUGACAACAGUGUUUACCUAUCCGCCCUUCUAGUUGUUAUUUCAUCCAUGCCUGUCGCAGAAGUCGCAUGUGCGAAAAGUGAUAAACCGACUUUAGUUGUUGUCAAGCGAAACUGAAAAUUUUCUAUAAUUUCUUGUCAUAGAUUCUAUAAAUUAUAUUUAUUUAUUGAAUUUAUGAAAAUACCAAUAUGUGCGACGAAGAUGUAAUACGCAGAAGAUUACUCAUAGAUGGGGAUGGUACUGGAGAUGACCGUCGAAUAAAUAUGUUGUUAAAGUCAUUUAUAAAAUGGAUAAAUAGUCCUGAUGCCGAUAACACAUUACACGAGAGAAUGCUGUCGCAACUUGCCCAGUGUGAAUUUGCGCAAAGAAAAUCUAGGCUGGUUUCAAACAUGAGCCAAGAAGAAUUGAAGAGUUAUAGUAAUUUAUCGAAUGAAAUCGAAAUACAAAUAGAAGAAGCCAAAAAAGAAAUAGAAAAGACAAAAGUAGAAUUGCACGAAGCUAAACGUGUAAGAAAAAAUAGAAUAGAGUAUGACGUAUUGGCAAAGGUUAUUAACGAGCAACCGGAUAGAUUGGAAACCAAUGAGAAACUUGCUACGCUACGUCAAGAAUUGGGAAAUUUAAAGGAAAAAUCUGAACAAUUGGAGCACAAAUUAGAAAUGCGAAGAAAACAGUUUCACGUUCUGAUAUCCUCUAUACAUUCUUUGCAAGGAAUGUUAGACGAAUGCGACGAAGAAAUAAUGGAUAUUAGUUUAGAAAAUUAUGAAGAUACCGAUACAACUUCUAUGGAAAUGUCGUAUUUACUAGUUUUAGGUACAUGUCUGAUAGUUAAGGAUAAUCUUGUACCUCUUUUUAAUACCUGUCCUUCGUUAUAUUCUAACGCGCACAUAUUCAUAUUUUUGAUUAUUCCCUUUGAAAUAGUAUCGCAAAUGGAAGGUUUUAAGGUGAAAGAUGAACCGAUGGAUGCAUUAGCCAUAGACAGUCAGGUUAUGAAACAUUGCUUUAAGGACGAAAAUAUUGUAAGCGUCGUACUUAAAGAGGAACCUGGAGAUAGAUUUGAUCCGGACUACAUGGAGGAUAUAUGCUCUGGUACUUUCGAGAAGGUAUUUUUACCUAUCGAAAACAGUGAAGUGGAUUUUUCCAAUGAGAUGGUAAAACUCGAGUUGGAAGGAGAAACGAGCGGACAUCCAAAUUGGACGGCACAGAUCACGGCUACUAAUCUUUGCGAGAAAGAAGAUGGCAUACCGCAUAGGUGUUUAAGUGCAGCGGACUUUAUGCAAGCUCAAGACGUUGAAAAACAUCCUGUAUUUUGUGCUAACGGACAGCAGCCCAAAUUUUAUAAGAUUCAAUGUUCCAUCUGCAAGAAAUGGUUUCUUAACAACGAUUCUAUGGUCACGCAUUUGAGAAUGCAUUGUAACGGGAAUCAGUGCGAGGUUUGUCAGCAAAACUUUCAAGACAGUUCCAGCUUGCAUGCGCAUAUGUUAACACACGUCGGUAUGAGUCCACUGGAGUGCAAUGUUUGUCAGAAGAGAUUUGCUUAUAAGUGGUGCUUAAGAAAUCAUAUGCAAAUGCAUUCGAUAGAUAAACCAUAUGACUGUGAUGCUUUGCAACAGGGAUUUAUGAAAAAGCCUGAAGGUAACGACGAGCAGUCGUUGAAUACAGGAGAAAGACCCUUCGAGUGUGACGUAUGCCACGCUACGUUCCGAGAAAAAGGAAAUUUGAAUCGACACAUGCUGAUUCACACCGGUGAGAGGCCCUACAAAUGCGAGAUAUGCUAUGCGGCGUUCAGGGAGAAGGCUAAAUUAAAUAUUCAUAUGCCCAUUCACACGGGCAUGAAGCAGUUCAAAUGUACCAUGUGUCAUAGAUCGUUCGCCCAAAAAACUGCUCUGAACAAUCAUAUGCUGGCGCACAGCGGGGAAAAGCCGCACGCCUGUAAUAUUUGUGAGAAGACGUACAAGAGGAAAUCGGAAUUGAUCAGGCAUACGAUGGUACAUACCGGCGAACGACCGUACGAAUGUAAAGAGUGCCUAAUGACGUUUAGGGAAAAGGCUAAGCUAAAUUCUCACAUGUUGGUUCACACCGGCGAGAAACCCCACGAAUGUCAUAUAUGCCACAAAGCGUGUGCGCGUAAGUCCGAUUUGAACAGUCACAUGUUAUUACAUACCGGCGGGCAAUACGAUUGCAAGGUUUGCGAUAAGAUUUUCACGCGAAAGUCCGAUCUUAAUAGACAUACUUUGAUACAUACGGGCGAAAAGCCAUUUGCCUGCGAUCUCUGCGACAUGGCGUUCAGAGAAAAAACGAGAUUAAAUUCUCAUAUGCUGAUACAUACCGGUGAUAAGAGGCACGCAUGCCAUAUUUGUCAGAAAACGUUUAAAGAAAAGUCGUCGUUGAGAAAGCACAUGUUAAGUCAUACGGGCGAUAGACCCUACGAAUGUUACGUAUGUCACAAGGCGUUUACGCAAAAAACUACUUUGAACAGUCACAUUUUGAUACAUGCCGGGGAAAGGCCUUACGAGUGCAGUACUUGUCAGAAAAUUUUUAAGGACAAAGCUGCAUUGAAGAAGCAUUUAUCGAUGCAUAUCAAUGAAAAAAAUCACGAAUGUUUGAUUUGCUUGAAAAAAUUUAGUCAUAAGGCCGCAUUGAACAGUCACCUGUCGACCAAUCAUACAUCUUAAUCCGUGAAGAUCUAGUCCGAUUUUUCUUUACAUCGAGCGCACCGUAUAUGCUUCUAUGCACCGUGCCCACCACGGUCUCGUACAAAAAGACAUUACGUACUUUAUUAUUUUCUCUCGCACACUACUCUUUUUUUUUUCCCCCCCCCCCCCCCCCCCCUUGUAUGUACCGUGCAGAAAUAAAUUAAUUUCCAAAUUA